Pseudophryne corroboree (corroboree frog) is the source of this 878-nucleotide messenger RNA. RefSeq lists its product as uncharacterized. Bases 1 to 246 code for a protein of 81 amino acids. The record is from RefSeq and is a predicted model, not a curated record. The transcript has 2 exons. Lineage: Eukaryota; Metazoa; Chordata; Amphibia; Anura; Myobatrachidae.
AUGGAAGAGAGAACCCUGCCGCUCCCUGUCAUGGGAGGAGCCUUCAUGGAUUCGCCCAACGAUGAAUUUGGAACGGAAUAUUCCUUAUUCAACUCCUCAGCCAACGUACAUGCAGCCUCUUACGCUCAAAGCCCACCGGAAGAGCAAGCACAUUCCUCUAACGAUGCCAUAUUAUUAUGGAUUGCAAUCAUCGCCACCAUUGGAAAUAUUGUGGUCGUAGGAGUGGUCUAUGCCUUCACUUUCUAAGAAGACUGAGAUUGCUGACAAUGGGGCUUGGAGACACAAACAACAUUUUUUAUUGAUGUACAUACAUUGUUCAUUAUUUAAGGCCUGUCAGGCCUAAAAAAGAAAAGUCCAUGAAACAUUUAACAAAAGGAAUGAUAUUUCAUUGUGGGGAGUAAACAGGCUUAAGUGCUCUGGAGUUACCCUAGUUCAAUAGCCUAAGGGUCUGUGCCGCUAUGCCGCUUGUGGAAAUGGAAGGCUCCUAUGCUAAAUUAGAUUAAUGUGAAUUGAUAAUUGUUGUUGUUUCUUAUAGUACAGUAUUACCACAGCUUUUAUUAGUGUUUGCAUAACAAUACUUUCAAAAACAAACAUUUUUUUAAAAAGUUUUUAUUUCUUAUUUGGAAUUCUCAAAGGAAUUUUAAUUUAACUGGGUCUCCAGCUGUACACUAUAGGAAACAGAAAUGAGAACAUGUGUCAUGGUCUAAUUAGCUAAUUAUCUGGCUCUCAGAUAUAUGACCUAGUAAACAAAGGGCGAAUGGAACUGCAUAACGUAAUCCCUGAAUUAAACCAAACUUGUUUAUUCAUCUUAACAGAUAUGUGUCAUUUACCAAGGGCUCUGAAUAACAGUGUUAGCUCUUAUUUUCUUUUUCUUUAUC